AUGAGGUGGCUCUUAGGCAGCAGCUGGAGGAAAUUUGGACAUGCUGACAGGGGAAACUACGACUGGUUAACUAGUGAACCAGGUGUGCCACUUCUGGAAACACAGUUGCAGAGCAGACAUCAGAUCAGCUCAACCAAAGACGACGUAGAACCAUUUCUAUGCAUCAUCCUGCCUGCCACCAUGCUGCUCUUCCUGGCAUUCCUGCUGCUCUUCCUAUACCGCCGCUGCCGUCGACCCAGCCCCCAGGGGCAGAUCUUCAGUAUUGAUCUCCCAGAGCACCUACCUGAGCGUGACGUGUCCGAUUUCCUUUCAGUGCUGCCCUGGAACAGUGAGCAGAAUUUCCACUACUCCACUCUGCUCCCUGAAGCCACCUUCCUCACUGUAAGCUUGCCUCCAUCAUAUGAGGAGGCCACUAUGAAACCUCCUAUGGGAGAGACUCACAUUGAGUUUUCUCAGGAUCCAGUGCCUCCUUAUGAAGAGAGUACACACUGGCCAACCAACAGUAAAUAA
Messenger RNA from Emys orbicularis (European pond turtle), 510 nucleotides. RefSeq names its product small integral membrane protein 28 (gene SMIM28). The transcript has 2 exons. Bases 1 to 510 code for a protein of 169 amino acids. Lineage: Eukaryota; Metazoa; Chordata; Testudines; Emydidae. The record is from RefSeq and is a predicted model, not a curated record.